Messenger RNA from Solanum tuberosum (potato), 171 nucleotides. Its product is annotated as defensin-like protein 19. Lineage: Eukaryota; Viridiplantae; Streptophyta; Magnoliopsida; Solanales; Solanaceae. Gene Ontology annotation, biological process: defense response. The record is from RefSeq and is a predicted model, not a curated record. The transcript has a single exon. Bases 1 to 171 code for a protein of 56 amino acids.
AUGCAAGGAGGAGAGGCAAGAGUUUGCGAAAGGCGUAGCUCGACAUGGUCAGGGCCUUGUUUUGACACUGGGAAUUGCAACCGGCAAUGUAUUAACUGGGAGCAUGCUAGCUCUGGAGCUUGUCACAGAGAAGGCAUUGGAUCUGCUUGCUUCUGUUAUUUCAACUGCUAA